AGAGAUCUGGGAGGCUCAUUCCAGCUUAUAGCUUUCCUGUGUUAACUCAGAUACUUUGUGAUUCUGCGAGUCCAUAUCUGGAGUGAGAAGCUGCUUCCCAGUGAGAUGAAAUGAGAUUCCAGGAAACAGGUCCUCCUUUCCCUCUUUGUCAGGAAAGGCAUUCUCCCAAAAGUUCCAGGCGGAACAAGGACUAGAAGAAUGUAAUGGAGCGUGCAUCUGGCAGCAUGGCAUUAUUCCUAUGGUGUGCAGUGUGCCCACUAUGCAGAGAAUCGCCACCAUGGAUUUCUGCUUCAGUCAUCUGGGCAUGAGGAGUUUUACUGUGUGCUACUGAGGAGAGCUGGAAAGGAGAAUGGUGUCAUCACCUGAGGGGAAACAAAAAUCAGAAAGAAACGAGGAGGGGAAAUUUUGGUGCUUAUUUUUAGACUGUGUGGAAACUAAAAAAUGGAGACUGUAAGUAGAAGCAGCUUCCAGCCUCAUCCAGGACUGCAGAAGACCUUGGAACAGUUUCAUCUGAGCUCUAUGAGCUCCCUGGGUGGCCCUGCUGCUUUCUCAGCACGAUGGGCACAGGAGAUGUACAAGAAAGACAAUGGCAAAGACCCAGCAGAACCUGUACUGCAUCUGCCCCCUAUCCAGCCUCCGCCGGUAAUGCCUGGUCCCUUCUUCAUGCCCUCGGACAGAUCCACAGAGAGGUGCGAGACCAUCCUGGAAGGGGAAACCAUCUCCUGCUUCGUGGUGGGUGGAGAAAAGCGGCUUUGCUUGCCCCAGAUCCUGAACUCGGUGCUCAGGGACUUCUCCCUGCAGCAGAUUAAUUCGGUGUGUGAUGAGCUACAUAUUUACUGCUCCAGGUGCACUGCUGACCAGCUGGAAAUCCUCAAAGUCAUGGGCAUCCUGCCCUUUUCCGCUCCUUCCUGCGGGCUCAUCACUAAAACUGAUGCUGAGAGGCUUUGUAACGCCUUGCUUUACGGUGGCACCUAUCCUCCCCACUGCAAGAAGGAAUUCUCUAGCACAAUUGAGCUGGAGCUUACAGAGAAGAGCUUCAAGGUGUAUCAUGAGUGCUUUGGGAAGUGUAAGGGACUCUUGGUGCCAGAGCUUUACAGUAACCCCAGCGCAGCGUGCAUCCAGUGCUUGGACUGCAGGCUUAUGUACCCACCUCACAAAUUUGUGGUCCACUCUCACAAAUCGCUGGAAAACAGGACUUGCCACUGGGGCUUUGACUCUGCAAACUGGAGAUCCUAUAUCCUCCUCAGCCAGGAUUACACUGGGAAAGAGGAGAAAGCUAGACUGGGCCAGCUCUUAGAUGAAAUGAAAGAAAAAUUUGACUAUAACAACAAAUACAAGAGGAAAGCCCCCAGGGUCCCUUCAGAUCCUCCUGCUUCCAAAAAGCCCAAAAUAGAUGACUCUGCUUCCCAAUCUCCAGCUUCUACUGAGAAGGAAAAACAGUCCAGUUGGUUACGGUCCUUAUCCAGUUCAUCUAACAAGAGUAUUGGCUGUGUCCAUCCCCGUCAGCGUCUCUCCGCUUUCCGGCCCUGGUCCCCUGCUGUAUCAGCAAAUGAGAAAGAGCUCUCAACCCAUCUUCCUGCAUUGAUCCGAGACAGUUUUUACUCCUACAAAAGCUUUGAGAAUGCUGUGGCCCCCAAUGUGGCACUUGCACCUCCAGCCCAACAGAAAAUUGUGAGCAACCCCCCCUGCGCCACAGUAGUAUCACGGAGCAGUGAGCCGCUGAGCAGCACUGUCCAGCCGCGGAAAAGAAAACUGGCUGCAGAGAACACAGCUAUCCCAGAAGCAGCAGCCACUGUUGCGGCCACUGUUACUGCCACUGAAGAGGAUAAGGAAUCAGAAGCAGAAAUUGAAGUGGAAACCAGGGAAGAAUUCACCUCCUCCUUAUCCUCGCUCUCCUCCCCAUCCUUUACUUCAUCCAGCUCUGCAAAGGACAUGAGCUCACCUGGGAUGCAGGCCCCAGUCACAGUCAACAGUUCGUACGAGGUUGUGCCACAUUCUGACUCUCACAGCAGUGGGUUGGAAGCUGAGCUGGAGCACCUACGGCAGGCCCUGGACAGUGGCCUAGAUACAAAAGAAGCCAAAGAAAAAUUCCUCCAUGAAGUUGUUAAAAUGAGAGUGAAGCAGGAAGAGAAGCUAAAUGCUGCCUUGCAAGCCAAACGCAGUCUACACCAGGAGCUGGAGUUCCUACGAGUGGCUAAGAAAGAGAAACUGAGAGAAGCAACAGAGGCGAAGCGCAACUUAAGGAAAGAGAUAGAACGUCUGAGAGCUGAGAAUGAGAAGAAAAUGAAGGAAGCCAAUGAGUCUCGGAUACGACUGAAGAGGGAACUGGAACAAGCCAGGCAGAUCCGGGUGUGCGACAAGGGCUGUGAGGCAGGCAGGCUCCGGGCCAAGUACUCAGCCCAGAUUGAGGACCUACAGGUUAAGCUUCAGCAUGCAGAGGCUGACAGGGAGCAGCUCCGAGCUGACCUGAUGCAUGAAAGGGAGGCUCGGGAACACUUGGAAAAAGUAGUCAAGGAACUUCAGGAACAACUGUGGCCUAAAUCAAGCAGUCAACCCAGCAGUGAAAACACAACGAGCAACAUGGAGAACUAAACAACCACCACAUCAUCUAAUACACCUACAGAAUGACAUAUAUGCACAGUAAGGGAGGAUGCGUGGGGUACGUGUGUAAGUGCAUGUGUGAGUAGUUGUGUCUUGGCACACAGAUCCGUGAAUAUGGAUUCUUACUAGGUGGAAGGCCAAUGUUACUCUUUAUAACAGAAGCACUGAAUUACGCCUCUUUUUUUUUUCCAACCCAUAUAGCACAACAUCUUACUGUGCCUAUAAAACACAAAGUGUUUAUAAACAAAAUACUUUUAAGUCCACAGCAAAUUUUCUACUGGCAAACUCCAAGCAAGCAGCAUCGUCCAACUAAAAUCAGAGUAAAAGGCAAGCAUGGCAGUGUUUUUAUGUUGCCCUUCUGCCUGUUGGAACAUUUUGGAAUUUAAAAACAAACUUUUCUUAUAAGCUAUUUAAAAUAAUUCAUUACACAGACUUGGUAUUAAAAAAUUAACAAGAUUUUUAUAAUGAACCUGUAAAAGCAAAACAAAAAAAAAACCUUCAAUGCACAAUUUUUAAUGACUUGUUACAGGCUUUGGGAUUCUUAAUGUAGAAGCCCUCUGGUGAUGAUGCCAUUUCAUUAGCAGUUUUCCAGCCAUCUAGGAAGCCGUCACAGUUUUAAUCCUGUCACGUGGUUGUAUGAGAAUUUCAGAGUGCUUUUCAAAGUUGAUUUUUUCCUUAGAAAGAAUUAUCUUCAUUUCCUGUCCUGAACACAAGAAGAAAGGAAGAUGCAGGAUUGUUGGGGGGGGGGGGGGGAUGAUGAGAAGAUGUAUGCUUUAGAAUUCCAAACCCAGCCUUACAGACUUCAGUGUUUGCAAAUCAUGCCAUCUUUUUCUAAAAACAUCUUCAUUAACUGAUGUGUUCAAAAGACUCACUUCAUCCAAGAGCACUUCAGCUUUAGGAAAAGAAAGAAGGAAAUAAAGGAAGGAAAUGGAUGAUCGGUUGAGAAAUAAAGCAGAAGACACAUGCAUUUUGAAGUCAUUCUGAAAUCUUUAAUUCAGCUUUCAGUUUUCUGGAAAACUCGUCUUUGUUGCACCAUCUUACCAUAAAUUCAGUAUUUACCUGCUUUUAUUAUGAACCAUCAGUCAGGAUUUCUGUGCCCAAGGAGAGUGCAACAUCGCAUUAUCGGAUACUAUAGAAAAGAAAAACAUUUUUGCUGCUGUGAAUAAGCCUACAUCUUUUUAAAAAAAAACAAAACAAAACAAAAACAAAAAAGUUUUGUUUUUAAAAAGAGCAAUUACUUUAAUUUUGGGAUCCAAGCCGCAGCCCCGGAAUAAAAAUGCAGCACGCCAUCACUUUGUCUUAUUGGUGGUGGUGGUGAAUUUUUUUAACUUUUUUUUUUAACCUGCACUUUGUCACAAUCUUACUCUGCAUUUUAUUCCACGUUUCUAAAGUUUACAAGUCAAGCAUUCUAGAUUCUACCCUGCCUAACAGAUGUGAAAAUCAUCAACCCCAUUUUCCACCAUGUGACACCUUGCCUCAUCAUUUACAUGUACGCAGUGAGGAUUCAGCAGAUAUCGAAUGCUGCCAAAUACGAAUUCACCCAGACCAGUGCGCUGCUGGUUGAGUUUUAAACCUGUUUUGAGUGACUUUGUAUCUAACAGCAGCUGGGAAGCAGUCGAGAUGCUCCCGGAAGUGCUUAAAGAGAGCUGGUGCUUUACUGAAAAGUUAUUUUCACCCGUAAACACUCACCUCUUACACACUCAAGCGUAUCGGCAUAAAGUGAAAAUUUGAUCUGGGGCUGCAGAUGUGCCUUCCAGCUCAUUUUUCCCUCUCAGCAUCUUACACAGGCAAUGCUGACUCUUUUUUUACCUUAAAGAAUAAAAAAAAAAAAAAACAAACACAAACCCCCUAUGCAUCAUCAUACACAGAAGUUAUUCUAAACAAAGAAACAUAUUUCCAGUAAUCUUUAUUUGCUUUUGGACAUUAAUACAAACUAUUUAAUCUUAAAAAUUAUUUCCCAGUAGACAGAAAGCGGCUUCCAAUCCUAAAAUUAUAGUAUUUACUUACAUUAGAGAGAUUUUUUAAUUUUUUUUUUUUUUAAACAAGAGCUGUUUGCUUGAAACCAUUAUGAUAACCAUUAUAAUAACUGUGAGCAUUAACAAAGAAGUUCAUAUAUAUGUUUUAGGUACAAAAAGAAGAAAUAUGAAAGGAGUAAAAUUACUGGGACAAUGUAAAACUGUUGGGAGCAAGAAAGAGUUAUACCAAGUAAAUUACAUGAAACUGUCCGUUUAUACAGGGGUUUGCCCUUGUGUGUUUGGGAUGCUGGAGACUGAGUCUAGAUGCAGAUCUCCUCUUCUAAAGUGCAAUGCAAAAGGAAUUUUGAUUAUGCUUAAGCAGGUUUUUUUAAUGUGGGGUUUUUUUUUUCUUCUUUGUAUGUUUUUUUCUGCGAUUAUUAAAUCAUAUGCAUGGAAUUAAAAUCUCUGCCAUACGUAUAUUCAUUAAUGGGCAUUAUUACUGUCUUAUGUAAAGGGUUUAUUUUGUUAUGCAGUAUGCAUAAAAAUGUUCUCAGCCUUAUGAUUUCCAGAUCUGUAUUAUUCACUUAUUUCUUCAAGGGAAACUAAAUAAUUUUAGCUUUAGUUAAUCAUUGUGCAUUUCAAAAGCCUCAUAUGCUAUGCUUUACUGCCAUGUUAAGAAAUUACACAUAGAACAAAUGUAUUCCCACCCCCACUGCCAGCUUCUUUGAAGCCUUACGUCUUAAGUUUUGUUUGUUUGGGUUUUUUCCCCUGAGCUUUGAUUGCGUGUCACCCCUUAUGACUCAACACAAAAUGGCAACAUGUCCUUCUCUGUGUUUUUCAUAGGAAAAGCAGCCCACUUACAUGCAGCACCUGACAUAGUUUUUCUUUCUUGUGCGUCUAGGGGAGCAUGCUGAUUCACUGGCACAAUUUCUGCUGUGCGUAUGAUGCUUUUAUCCUCCAAAAUUAAUGAAAUCUGCAUUUUUUCAAAGGAAAAAAACAGAACAGUAAAUAGGCUUAUCAAUAGUAAAUAGUCUUGUCAAACAAGCAGCAUCACCUGUGCUUCACAUCCAACAGGGAUAAGAUUUGCAAGAAAGAAGUCCCCCAAAUAAAGUCACAACUAUUGUUACAAAACCAUGGUUUCUUCUAUUGCCAUGCAUGAUGGUAAGUCGUUGAAGUGUAAUAUAUGACAAAUGAACUUCACAUUGUUUGAGGUUAAGACUCAACAGUAUUUGAUCCUUGGGAGUGAAAACUUCCUAGUAAAAACACUUCUAUAACUUACGAUUUAAAAUCAGUAAGAUGAAAUAAGGUGCAAGACGACUGAGAACAAACAUUCUACACCAGCAGUUAAUCAAUAGGACAGGUUUACAGCAUAGGAGUCUAUCUUAAAUAAUUUUGCCUUUCCUAAAUACAUUUUAAACAACAAAGUCUUUAUUUCUGCAGAAUAUACAAUUUAAUUCAGAAUUCCUGUGCAUGUAAUUUAUUUUAAAAUUGUCAGAAGAUGGCCACAGAGACACUAAUCCUAGAAAAGGGCUGUCAAAACAGUGGGAGUCUUCAGAGGGGGAAAAAAAAAAAAAAAAAAUUCGUGAAGGUGCUUAAGGUGAGGGAGUUCUGUGUGUAAUUUCUCUGUCUGCAGCACUUCAGGAAAACAACUGUUAGCCCGUUCAGAUGGAACCGCUUUCCUUUUGACUUACUGUGGAGUCCCUGCUGCAUUCCAUUUGCACUCCAGCCUGUGAGUGUAGGAAUUGUGAAGUCACAUCUUCUCAUUUCAUCUGCUCUUUAGUUUCCUUUAAGAAGUUAAAAGGGAGAAGAGGUGUUUCAUACAGGCUGUUGACUCUCCCUGUACUUAAAAAUAUAUUACUUAAUACUUGUGUAUUCAGUUUAAUUACUCAUUGUUUCUAUUACUGAAAGAAGACUUAACGAAGGGAAAAAAAACCAACAGCAAUAACAUUCAUAUCUAUGGAGCAGCUAACUAGUAUACAUAAUAUUCUGCUUUUCAAACAGAACUAGCCAAUGUAAAAAAAAAAAAGUUAAAAGUAAAUUCAACAUGUAAAUACUUUUUUUCAUUUUACACUGUUGUAUUAUAAGUGUAUAUGGUGUUUACUUUUUCAAAACUCUUUCUUACCUGGUAGUUGUCUUGUUUUAUGAGUUGUGUUUUUAACUAAGAAGAACCUUUGCUGUCUGUUAGGAAAAACAAAACAAAAUCUUUUUGCAAGUUUUAAAUGUGGGUUAACCUUUCUCCAUCAUUUGCAUUUUAUUUGUCCUUAUUUUCACUGUAAAGUAUUUUAUUACCAAAAGAUUGAUUUUCUUUCCAUUCUGCCCCCUCAUCAGUCCAUGUGUUUUUGAGAGAAGUUUUUUGUUGGUUUGGUUGUUGUUUUGUUUUUGGUUUUUUGGGGGGUUUUUUUGUUGUUUUUUUUUUUUUUUUUUAAUCAAAAGAACUCACAGAAAUGACAUUUUUUCAAUUGAAGAAAAAUAAAUCUUUACAUUUAUAAUAGCCAAUAGCAUUUCAGCACAUUUUUGUUAUCCUGGUCUCUCCUAUGCUGCUGCUAAUGACAAUAUUAUGACUUACUCUACUAUUCUAGAACUAUUUUUAUGUAAGUAAUGUAUGCUUUCUUGUUUAUAAAUGCCUGAUUUAAAAAAAAAUAAGAAAAAAGCUUGGCAUAUUUAUCUAUUUCGCUGUGUACCUUGAUAGUCCUUUUCCACCCCCUUUUCCACAUCCCCUCCCCUUGAAGCAGAUAAUAUUGUAAAAUAAAGGACUUUAUGAGAUUAUGUAUGAAAAUAGCUAUGCUUAUAUACCACAGUGACUGAAUGUACAGUGUAUAGACGCAUUACCUAAAAUAAAAUUGUUUGUCCAGAAAAAAACAAA
This is a messenger RNA of Harpia harpyja (harpy eagle), 7419 nucleotides long. RefSeq names its product SKI proto-oncogene (gene SKI). The coding region runs from base 442 to 2592 and encodes 716 amino acids. The transcript is spliced from 11 exons. The record is from RefSeq and is a predicted model, not a curated record. Gene Ontology annotation, molecular function: RNA polymerase II cis-regulatory region sequence-specific DNA binding; DNA-binding transcription factor activity, RNA polymerase II-specific; SMAD binding. Lineage: Eukaryota; Metazoa; Chordata; Aves; Accipitriformes; Accipitridae. Gene Ontology annotation, cellular component: nucleus. Gene Ontology annotation, biological process: negative regulation of BMP signaling pathway.